Messenger RNA from Phytophthora sojae, 1458 nucleotides. RefSeq lists its product as hypothetical. The annotation marks the transcript as partial. Gene Ontology annotation, molecular function: transmembrane transporter activity. The record is from RefSeq and is a predicted model, not a curated record. Gene Ontology annotation, cellular component: membrane. Lineage: Eukaryota; Oomycota; Peronosporomycetes; Peronosporales; Peronosporaceae. Gene Ontology annotation, biological process: transmembrane transport. The transcript is spliced from 3 exons.
UGGCCGACGAGAAAUCGGUGGGGCCGCUUCCGCACGAUUUUGACGUUCGGCAUUUGGUACUGCUCCAACGUCAUCACGCUUGGCGCCGACCAGUUCGACCCGCAUGACCCGAGUGAAGUCCACCAGAAGGAGACGUACUUCUCGUACUUCUACUUCUGCAUCAACCUCGGCUCCGGAUUUUCGUACGGUUACCUGUCGAUCCUGUGCGUGGAUGGCUCGGCCCAGAUCCCCGCGGAGUACGGCUACUUCGCCACGUACAUGAUCUGCGCCGUGGUGAUGCUGUUCGCCAUUGCGAUGCUGUGCGUGGGCUACCCUCGCUACGUCUUCAUGCCACCGAACGACCGCUCCAUCUCGAUGCUGUGCAAGCUGGGCUGGGCCAACGCCAAGCAGACCCGCAGCGGCUUCAUCCUCGUGUCUGCGACUCUGAGCUUCCUGGCUGCUCUGAUCGUCAACGUCAUCUCCGCCUUUACGGUUGAUAAGGGAAACACGGGCAACAUCCUCUCGUACGUCGCUGCUGUGCUGGUGCUUGCCGGCAUUAUCGGCUGGGUGUACUCCGGCCAGGAACAAUCCUUCCUGGACGCGUCAAAGGUCAGCCAUGGUGGCACCUUCGACGACGAGCGCGUUGAGGGUUACAAGAAGCUGGUGCGCGUGCUGCCGUACGCCGCCUUCACUAUUAUCUGGCAGUGUGCGUAUGACCAGACCGACGCCAAUUUCCAGUCCAUUACCCAGCAGUGCGACCUGCGUCUUGACACGAGCGACCCAGACAGCUCGCAGAUCCCUGGCGCCAUGCUCGGUGUCUUCGACCCGAUCGUCAUCGUCAUUGUCAUUCCGAUCCUUGACUCGAUCGUCUACCCGGCGUACUCCAAGUGGGCCGGCAAGUCUCCCAGUCAGUUCGGCAAGUCCGCAACCGGUCUCGUCAUCGCCAUCGUUGGCAUCUUCUGGGCCGGCAUCUUCGAGGUCAUCCGUCGCAACGCUGGAGCUCUACAGGACGAGAACGGGGACCCCAUUUUGGAUGGAGGUAGCUCUCAACCCAUGAACGACAUCUCGUGGGCCGCCGCCAUCCCCAACUACAUCUUCAUCGGUCUCGCUGAAUGCCUGAUCAACGUUACGGCGUACGACCUCGUGUACUCUUCAGUGCCGAUGUCGCUCAAGUCCAUGGCCCAGGCCGUGAUCCUGUUCAUGAGCUCCAUGGGCAGCAUCCUCACCUCGGUCUUCACCAUCAUGUUCUCCAAGUCGCUUCCGUCCGACAACCUGAACGAGGACCACCUCGAGAACAUGUUCUUCACGGUGGGUGCCGUGAGCGUCAUCAACUUCGUCUUCUUCAUUAUCAUCAUGCGCAAGAUGAACAUGGGCAUGUCCUCUUCACCUGAGCUCGACCACCUCGGUAACGAGGUACAGGACCUCCUGGACGAGAAGCUGUCGGUGAGCUCGCGCCAGAGUGUCGCGGCCACUAAGUAA